GGGCUCUGUGGGGUACACAGGGAGCCCCAGCACCGGGGCCAGUCCCACCCCUGCACCUGGGCCCUGUCAUGACUCAGGCACUUUCUGAAGCCGAGGACGUGCCGCUGCCGUGUUUGUUCAACCACCCUCCACGGAUUCUUUACCCAUGAAUCCGCGCCAUUAGGCUUUCAGCCACCUGAAUUAUCGGCACCCACAUCCUGUGCCCAGCAGUGCCAGCUCUGGAGCAAACACGUCCUUUGGCACAGCCGGGGUGGUUUGCUGUGGCCAACACCCCGAGCACCCCCCGGCACCUCUUCUUGGCCACUUGGUUCCUCUUUGUCCCACUUUACCCCCUUCCCACUGCAUUACCCCGCUCCCGGUGCUCCCCAUCACCCCGGGAAUGCUCGGCGUGCUCUGGGAAGCGCUGGGGUGUCCCUGUCCCCGGGUUAUUGGGCUGCGGGGAGAGAGGAACCGGGGGAGGAUAGCCGGGGAUGCAGUCGGGAAUUUGAGACGGGAACCAAGACCGGGAAGGAAAGCUGGCGGUGAAACCCAUCCCGCCCCACGGCAGACGCGCCCUCACCCUUCCCAUCACAGAGAACCGGUCCGUCGAGGAGCGGACGGGUCGCCCCGGUGCCGGGACUGGGCGGACACCGCUCCGGUCCGCCCCGCGGGCGGUGCCCGGUGCCGGCCCGCCCCGUCGGCGAGCGGCGGGCGCGGGGAGCCGGGCGGCGGCACAGCUGCGGGACGCGCCAUGCUGCCCGCUGCCCUCCGCCGAUGGCUCCGCCGACCCAAGCGCUCCGACCCACGCCUGCUCUCCCAGUUCUUCUUUGCCGACGAGAGGGUGACACGGGUGGUGGCCGAGAUCAACGGGCUGGAUGCCGAGCUGGAUCCGCAGCAGUACCUGGUGCUCCUCAACCAGCUGCACCUCAGCCAGGCUCACCUGCUGGCCGUCCUGGAGCGGAUCAUGGAGGAGUGCAUCCCCACGCAGCGGCACAGCCGCGACUACCUGGUCAAGUUCCCCGAGGAGCUCUUGGUGGACAAUUUGGGGAACCACAUGCUGUUUGCUGCCGAGUGCCUCCUGGCUGGCACCUUCCUGGACAUGGAGGAGUCAGACGGGGCACAGCUGCGGCCCCAGGCCAGGAACCUGCUGUGCAGCCUGGAGCUGGUCCGGACAGUGCUGCGGGAGCAAAGCCUGAGCCAGCCCAGCUCCUACCCAGAGCCUGUCCGGGCUGUGCUCAUCCAAUUCGACUGGCUGUUUGCAGAGUUUGAGCUGAGCUACGUGUCCUCGCUGGUGGCAGUGAAGUCUCCUGAUGAGAUCUACAGGCAGCAGGAGAUCAUCGUGCUCUUCUGUGAGACAGUGGAGAGAGCCCUGCACCUGGGCUACCUGACCCAGGAGAUGAUUGAUGGCUAUGAACCACUGCUGAUGUUCACCAUCCCUCGCCUGGCCAUCAUCAGUGGUCUCCUCAUCUACCCCGAGGGACCCCUCAGCCUGGAGCGGAGCCCUGAGGAGAUGUCCCGGGUCUUCAGCCCCUUCUACAACCUCCUGAAGAAGAUCAGGGACCUGCUGUGGGUGCUGUCAGCAGAGGAGCUCUGCCUGCUGGAGAGGAGCCUGUGCACAGCCGAACAGGAGGAUCCCUGCAGCCCGGAUGCCCCCCCAGCCUGGGGGGCAGCUGUGCCCAGUGUGGACCCCCCUGCUCCCUUCAGUGUUCUGGAGGUCCCUAAUGCCACCCAGCCACUCCCCACCUGCCAGACACGACUGGGACCCCCCAGUGCAGUGGGCAGGGAACAGGGCCAAGAUGGCAAAUCCCUGCCCACUGGCACAGGGAUAUCUGCUGCCAUCCCUGGCGCAGUGGUCACCUCCCCCCUGCGCAGCCCCCAGCCCCUUGGGAGCGGCCCAGGGCUGGGGGUCAAUGCCAGCCCAGGUGCCCGCUGCUCGGAGCUGCGCUCCCGCUACAGCAGCACCAAGGACAUGCUGCACACCCUCUUCGUCUGCAUCUCGGGGGUGGCUGAUCAGCUGCAGACCAACUUUGCCAGUGACAUGAGAAGCAUCUUGAAAACGGUCUUCAAGAUCGUGUGCUCGCAGGCGGAGCCCUCGGAGGAGCAGAGUGUCAGCAAAGAGAAAGAUGGUGACUCCUGUGUGACAGACGCUCCUCGCGUGGCUGACUGCCCGCUGUGCUCCAGCCCUGCAGAGGCUGCCAGGCUCCGGAGGGCAGCAGGUGCCCGCCCCCUGCCCGAGUGGGUGCCGGACAGCACGUGCAGCCAGUGCUCUGCCUGCCGCUCGCCCUUCACGCUGCUGCGCCGCCGGCACCACUGCCGCAGCUGUGGGAAGAUCUUCUGUGCCCGCUGCUCACCGAACACCGCCGUGCUGCCCUUCUACGGCCCGAGCAAACCCGUACGAGUGUGCACCCACUGCUACAGCACGCACCUGCCGCCCAGGUCCCGCUGUGCCCGGGGCCACUGAGAGCCGCUCUGCAGCGCAGGAGGCACAGCUGGGCGUCCGGGGCCGCUCGGGGGCUGCCGGGCAGCGCUCGGCCCCGGGACUCCCCUCAGCUCGGCGGGCACGGCGGCAGGACCCCCGGCCCGGGCUGGGCUCCCUCAUGCUCGGGGCAGGGCCCCACACGGAGCGGCCGCGGAGCCACGGCGGGCUCAGCACCGCCGCUCCCGGGGCGCCGUGGGUGCUGAGGCUGCUGCCGCUGCCGUGCGCCUGCCCCCCGGCUGGAAAUGUGCUUCGUGGUGGUUUUUGGUUUUUUUUUUCCCAGGUGAACUUUGGCUGCUGUUGGGCCCGGGGCAGAGUCUCCCCCCGGGGCCUGGCCCGAGAGGGUGCAAACAUCCCUCACAUGACAGCGGGUGCCCCGGGGCCGCCCGUGCCGUGCCGUGCCGG
Molecule: messenger RNA, 2860 nt
Organism: Passer montanus (Eurasian tree sparrow)
Lineage: Eukaryota; Metazoa; Chordata; Aves; Passeriformes; Passeridae
Product: lateral signaling target protein 2 homolog
Exons: 12
Coding region: 380-2440 (686 amino acids)
Biological process (GO): negative regulation of epidermal growth factor-activated receptor activity
Cellular component (GO): early endosome membrane
Molecular function (GO): metal ion binding
Source: RefSeq, a predicted model, not a curated record